AUACCCCAGAUUCUACCGAUACAAACCUAUUCCAUUUUAUCUUUACUAAUACUUAGAAUUGUUAGGUUAAUUUUAUUAAACGAAAUAAAAUGAAAGAAUUCGGUAAAAAAAAAAGAAAAAAGAAAAAUAUAUGUAAAACGUACAUUCUUUUUAAGACUUUUCAUUUCCU
Thrips palmi is the source of this 169-nucleotide messenger RNA. The record is from the annotation of a RefSeq genome assembly. NCBI's taxonomy places the organism in Eukaryota, Metazoa, Arthropoda, Insecta, Thysanoptera, Thripidae.